This is a messenger RNA of Oncorhynchus kisutch (coho salmon), 5529 nucleotides long. It is a transcript of the gene vps39, whose product is annotated as VPS39 subunit of HOPS complex. The transcript has 24 exons. NCBI's taxonomy places the organism in Eukaryota, Metazoa, Chordata, Actinopteri, Salmoniformes, Salmonidae. Gene Ontology annotation, molecular function: protein binding. The coding region runs from base 529 to 3159 and encodes 876 amino acids. The record is from RefSeq and is a predicted model, not a curated record. Gene Ontology annotation, cellular component: membrane; cytoplasm. Gene Ontology annotation, biological process: autophagy; intracellular protein transport; vesicle-mediated transport.
GUACCGACUUCAGUCACAUGUCUGCAGAACCCGAGUCUGUAGCAGACGGAACUAGCCAGCCAGCUAGCCUUUUUUUAAUUUUACAUUUUAGCAAACAGAGUAAUUUGCACGAAUAUUAUUUAUCUAGUCAUUUCUGAUUUUCUUGUCAAAAUGUAAGUUUAUCAAGUGAUCGGGUCAAGACUAGUAAUGGGAUGAUGGAUAUGGAAUUUAGUUGGCAGGCUAGCUAGCUUCGUUAGCAUUUGUGUCUGUUUGUUAACGCUAAUUCAGCUAGCUGGAUAGACGAAUUUCUUCGUGAUUAAUUUUUGGAUUUAACUUGCUUGGAUGUCAUGGCUUCAACGAAGUGACAGGAAUUAUCUUCAAGUCACCAAUACGGAUUAAAUAAACGGUUUGAUCGGCUGGGUGGUGGAGAGAGGAGACAUGAUAUUGUAGUUGUGCCUUGUAACGUUGAUCAACGUGACAGUGUUUUUUUUAUUGUCAUACUGAUUGGAUAAGUAAACAUUAGCAUAUAGCUAGCAGGAAAGCUCCACAAUGCAUGACGCUUACGAACCGGUACCUAUCCUGGAGAAACUGCCUCUCCAGAUUGACUGUCUUGCGGCCUGGGAGGACUGGCUUCUAGUUGGGACCAAACCAGGCCAUCUGCUGCUCUACAGAAUCAAAAAGGAUGCAGGUACCAACAGGUUUGAGGUGACUCUGGAGAAGUCCAACAAGAACUUCUCCAAGAAGAUCCAGCAGCUCUUCAUUGUCUCACAGUACAAGAUCCUCAUCAGCCUACUAGAGAACAACAUCCAUGUCCACGACCUAUUGACCUUUCAGCAGAUUACUGUGGUCUCCAAGGCCAAAGGGGCAACGCUCUUCGCCUGUGACCUGCAGCUGUCCCCUUCAGGAGAGGCCCAGCUGAGGAUGUGUGUUGCAGUGAAGAAGAAGCUUCAGCUGUACUACUGGAAGGACAGGGAGUUCUACGAGCUACAGGGGGACUUUGCUGCUCCAGACAUCCCGAAGUCCAUGGCCUGGUGUCAGAACUCUAUCUGUGUAGGCUUCAAGAGAGACUACUACCUCAUCCGGAUGGAUGGGCGUGGCUCCAUCAAGGAGCUCUUCCCCACGGGGAAGCAGCUGGAGCCCCUGGUGGUACCCCUGGCUGAUGGGAAGGUGGCGGUGGGCCAGGAUGACCUCACGGUGGUGCUCAACGAGGAGGGGGUCUGCACUCAGAAGUGUGCCCUCAACUGGACCGACAUCCCCAUUGAUAUGGAACAUCAGCCCCCCUACAUCAUAGCUGUCCUGCCUCGCUAUGUGGAGAUCAGGACCUUUGAACCCAGACUGCUGGUCCAGAGUGUGGAGCUACAGAGACCACGAUUCAUCACCUCAGCUGGGCCCAAUAUAGUGUACGUUGCCAGCAACCAUUUUGUCUGGCGCCUGGUGCCUGUGUCCAUCGCCAGUCAGAUCAGACAGUUACUACAGGACAAGCAGUUUGAACUGGCCCUGCAACUGGCGAAUAUGAAGGAUGAUGUGGAAGGAGAUAAGAGACAGCAGAUUCACCACAUCCAGAAUCUCUAUGCCUUCAAUCUGUUCUGUCAGAAGAGGUUCGAUGACUCCAUGCAGGUGUUCGCUAAGCUCGGCACAGAUCCCACCCAUGUGAUUGGUCUGUAUCCUGACCUGCUCCCUGCUGACUACCGUAAACAGCUGCACUACCCCAACCCCCUGCCCAGUCUGUCUGGAGCAGAACUGGAGAAGGCUCACCUGGCGCUCAUAGACUACCUGACACAGAAACGCAGCCACCUGGUGAAGCAGCUGAACGACUCUGAGCCGUCCACCCCGUCUCCCCUCAUGGAAGGGACUCCCACCAUCAAGAGCAGGAAGAAACUCCUGCAGAUCAUCGACACCACGCUGCUCAAAUGCUACCUGCAUACCAACGUGGCCCUGGUGUCCCCUCUGUUGCGUCUGGAUAAUAACCACUGUCACAUUGAGGAGAGUGAGUACAUCCUGAAGAAGGCCCACAAGUACAGCGAGCUCAUCAUCCUCUAUGAGAAGAAGGGCCUGCAUCAGAAAGCCCUACAGGUGUUGUUGGACCAGUCCACCAAGGCUAACUCUCCCCUAAAGGGGCAUGAGAGGACUGUGCAGUACCUCCAGAGACUGGGGAUGGAGAAUCUAGGCAUCAUUUUUGAGUUCUCUCCCUGGGUGUUGAAGAUCUGUCCUGAAGACGGACUGAAGAUCUUCACUGAGGACCUGACGGAGGUAGAGACCCUGCCCAGAGACAAGGUCCUGAACUUCCUGAAGGAGGGCUUUAAGGAGCUGGCUAUCCCCUACCUGGAGCACAUCGUACACGUCUGGGAGGAGACGGAGCCAGAGUUCCAUAACGUCCUCAUUCAGCUGUACCUGGAGAGGGUCCAGGGGCUCAUGAAGCAGUACCUCAACUCCCUGCCCGAGGGGGUUCCUGCAGUGGCUGCUGGGAAGGAGGAGGGGGACCUGGGAGAGUUCAGGAGCAAGCUAGUGUGUUUCCUGGAGGUCUCUACCUGCUACGAACCAGGCCGACUUAUCUCUGACUUCCCCUUCGAUGGUCUUCUGGAGGAGCGGGCCCUGCUGCUGGGUCGGAUGGGGAAACACGAACAGGCCCUCUUCAUCUACGUACACGUCCUGAAGGACACACACAUGGCCAAGGAGUACUGUCACCGGCAUUAUGACAAAGACACAGACAGAAACAAAGAUGUGUACCUGUCUCUGCUGCGCAUGUAUUUGUCCCCUCCUGAUGUCCACUGCCUUGGACCAAUCAAAAUGGAGCUGUCGGAGCCACAGGCCAAUCUAAAGGCUGCUCUACACGUGCUGGAGCUGCACCACAGCAAGCUGAAUACCGCUAAGGCCAUCAACCUGCUGCCAGCGAACACUCAGAUCAGAGAGAUCCGUGUGUUCCUGGAGAGUGUUCUGGAGGAGAAGGCUCAGAGGAAACGCUUUGACCAGGUCCUCAAGAGUCUACUGCAGGCCGAGUUCCUACGGGUCCAGGAGGAACGCAUCUUCCACCAGCAGGUCAAGUGUACCAUCUCAGAAGAGAAGACCUGCCGGGUCUGUAAGAAGAAGAUAGGCAACAGCGCCUUCGCCAGGUAUCCCAACGGUGUUGUCGUUCAUUACUUCUGCUGUAAGGACCGAGGGGUGUGUCCUAUUGAGCAGUGACACCAAAAUAGUGUCCUCUUGUGGACUACAUGUUCCUUAGCGGUACCCUGGACGGAGGGAGUGCAGGGAGCUGGGUUUGUCUGAAACACUUCCACAGCAGCUUGGCUGUUCAGCUGGACUCAUCUCUGGAACUCUGGAACUCUGGAACUCUGGAACUCUGGAACUCUGGAUCUCUGGAACUCUGGAUCUCUGGAACUCUGGAUCUCUGGAACUCUGGAUCUCUGGAUCUCUGGAUCUCUGGAUCUCUGGAACUCUGGAUCUCUGGAUCUCUGGAUCUCUGGAUCUCUGGAUCUCUGGAACUCUGGAACUCUGGAACUCUGGAUCUCUGGAUCUCUGGAACUCUGGCUGCUUCUGUCUGGAAUUGUGGAAUGCUUUUCCUCUCCCUCCCGAUCUCGCUGUCUCUCUCUGACUCUCGCUGUCUCUCUCUGACUCUCGCUGUCUCUCUCUGACUCUCGCUGUCUCUCUCUGACUCUCGCUGUCUCUCUCUGACUCUCGUUGUCUCUCUGACUCUCGCUGUCUCUCUCUCUGACUCUCGCUGUCUCUCUCUGACUCUGACUCUCGCUGACUCUGACUCUCGCUGACUCUCGCUGUCUCUUUCUCUGUCUCUCUUUUGCUCUCUCUGACUCGCUGUCUCUCUCUGUCUGUCUCUCGCUCUCUCUGACUCUCGCUGUCUCUCGCUCUCUCUGACUCUCGCUGUCUCUCUCUGUCUGUCUCUCUCUCGCUCUGACUCUCUCUGACUCUCUCUCGCUCUGACUCUCUGUCUCUCUCGCUGUCUCUCUCUGACUCUUGCUGACUCUCUGUCUAUCUAAUAUUCGGAUAAUCUUUAUUAGCAUGAAUGACUAAGCCACUGUUGCUAAAGCGAAGUGAGAUAAUGUAAUCAACAAUAACAGUAAAAAAAAGUAUGAAUAUUGAUGGUGAUUAGAUAAAGGAGACUAAUAUAUAUAUUAUACACAAUCGUUCAGAAGUUUGGGGUCACUUAGAAAUAUCCUGGUUUUUGAAAGAAAAGCUCAUUUUUUGUCCAUUAAAAUAACAUCAAAUUAAUCAGAAAUACAGUGUAGACAUUGUUAAUGUUGUAAAUGACUAUUGUAGCUGGAAACGGCUAAUUUGUUAUGGAAUAUCUACAUAGGCGUACAGAGGCCCAUUAUCAGCAACCAUCACUCCUGUGUUCCAAUGGCACGUUGUGUUGAUAAUCCAAGGUUAUAAUUUUAAAAGACAAACUCCCUUCACAGAACAGUGUAAACUGGCUCUAUCCAAUGGGCCUCUUUACGUCAAUGAAUAUAUUCCAUUAAAAAUCAGCCUCGUUUCCUCCUCUACUCACAGCUCAUCCUCAGACACGCUAUAGGCUAUACAUAGAGGAGAAGAGUUAAGGUGCUGCUGUGUGUGUGUGUGUGUGUGUGUGUGUGUGUGUGUGUGUGUGUGUGUGUGUGUGUGUGUGUAUAUAUCUACUUAAAAGCAGCCCUUUGCUUUUCAUGUUGUUUUCAGUGACCCGUUUGUUUCUAAGGAAAUGGUUGAAAACCACUCCAGAUUAUAAUGUAACGACUAAACUUCUAAUAUGGUUCAAUGUGGACAAACAAGUUCUUUUUAUUGUUCUUUUUUUAAUAUCUCAGCUGCCUCAAUAUAAAUAUAAUAUCAUAUAUAUAUAUAUAUAUAUAUAUAAUAUUAUGUCUUGACAUAGACGCCAUUUAUUUGAAGUACAUCCACAGUUUCAGAAUCCAUUUUGUUUUGAUUGAUUGAUAAUCCUCCCAUUUUGUGAAAAAACCUGAAAGAAGAUCAGAUCGGCGACCAUUUUCUUCCUAAUCACAGAAGUAUGACGGUUUAAAAGGUUUGAUUUAAGUUAGGUCUUUAUUCUUAAAUCGUGUUGUCGUCUGACUAGGACUGAGGGCUGUACUGUAUGUCAGAGUGGAAGGUUUCUUUGCUUCCCAAUUGGCACACUAUUCCCUACAUAGUGCACUACUUUAGACCACAGCCCUAUUCCCUAUAUAGUGCACUACUUUAGACCACAGCCCUAUUCCCUAUAUAGUGCACUACUUUAGACUACAGCCCUAUUCCCUAUAUAGUGCACUACUUUAGACCACAGCCCUAUUCCCUAUAUAGUGCACUACUAUAGACCAGAGCCCUAUUCCCUAUAUAGCCCACUACUUUAGACCACAGCCCUAUGGCACCCUAUUCUCUAUAUAGUGCACUACUUUAGACCAGAACCCUAUGGCACCCUAUUCCCUAUAUAGUGCACUACUUUAGACCAGGGAAUAAUGCCAUUUGGGAUGCACACACAUAACCAACUGUCCACCUGUUUGAUAUUGGGUCGUUCCACCAAUUGGGUGCCUUUUGAGAAGUGUAAAAAUAAAAAACAGGGUUGCUGAUUUCAUCUUA